Messenger RNA from Rangifer tarandus platyrhynchus (Svalbard reindeer), 2919 nucleotides. The record is from the annotation of a GenBank genome assembly. Lineage: Eukaryota; Metazoa; Chordata; Mammalia; Artiodactyla; Cervidae.
AUGUCCAGUGUGUCCGAGGAGAGAAGAAAAAGGCAGCAGAACAUUAAGGAAGGACUACAGUUUAUACAGUCACCGCUGUCGUAUCCAGGAACACAGGAACAAUAUGCGGUAUAUUUACGUGCUCUUGUGAGAAAUCUUUUUAAUGAAGGAAAUGAUGUUUAUCGUGAACGUGAUUGGAACCACUCUAUAAGUCAGUAUUCAGAAGCUUUGAGUAUAGCUGAUUAUGCAAAGUCUGAAGAAAUUUUAAUCCCUAAAGAAAUCAUUGAAAAACUAUAUAUAAAUCGUAUUGCUUGCUAUUCCAAUAUGGGUUUCCAUGAUAAAGUUUUAGAAGACUGUGAUACAGUCCUCAGUUUAAAUGCCAGUAACUACAAAGCUCUGUAUCGGAAAUCUAAGGCUCUAAGUGAUUUAGGAAGAUUCAGAGAGGCUUAUGAUGCUGUAGCAAAGUGCUCCUUGGCAGUGCCUCAGGAUGAACAUGUAAUAAAACUAACUCAAGAACUAGCUCAAAAAUUGGGAUUUAAAAUAAGAAAAGCAUAUGUUAGAGCCGAGCUCUCACUAAAAUCAGUUCCUGGGGAUGGGGCUACAAAGGCUUUGAACUGUUCUGUGGAAGAUAUUGAACCAGAUUUAUUAACUCCGAGGCAAGAAGCACUUUCUGUUGUUUCUAUACCCGCAUCCAGUUUUUCUCACCAAGUUGGAAAUGAGCUGGCCUCAGUUUCCAUUAUGCCCUUGACUUCUGUUUUGCCACUGCAAGUGGAAGAGAGUUCUCUGCCAUCGACGGUGUUGGCAAAUGGAGGAAAGAUCCCCUUCAGCACGCCGGAAGCGUUUUUAGAUGAUGGAGAUAUGGUCCUCGGAGAUGAAAUAGAUGAUCUCCUGGAUUCUGCACCUGAAACUAAUGAAACCGUCAUGCCGUCAGCCUUAGUCAGAGGCCCCCUCCCAGCUGCCAGCGUUGGCCCGAGUGUCCCCUUCUCGGCGGCGUCUCUUUUGGGCGCCUUGCCCAUCGGGGCAAGGUACGCACCUGCGCCCUCCUUCUCGGAGCUGUAUCCACCGUUGACUUCAUCCUUAGAAGAUUUCUGUUCUUCUUUAAAUUCAUUUUCAAUGAGUGAAUCCAAACGAGAUCUGUCCACCUCAACUUCUAGAGAGGGAACAGCGCUUAACAACAAUAAUUCUUCCCUUUUACUUAUGAAUGGACCAGGCAGUCUGUUUGCUUCUGAGAGUUUCCUGGGAAUUUCAAGUCACCCUCGGAAUGACUUUGGAAACUUCUUUGGGAGUGCAGUAACUAAACCCGCUUCCUCAGUGACCCCGAGACAUCCCCUUGAAGGAACCCAUGAACUGAGACAAGCUUGCCAGAUUUGUUUUAUGAAAUCAGGCCCUAAGCUAAUGGAUUUCACUUAUCAUGCUAAUCUAGACCAUAAAUGUAAGAAAGAUAUUUUAAUUGGUAGGAUAAAGAAUGUAGAAGAUAAAUCAUGGAAAAAAAUACGUCCAAGACCAACAAAAACAAAUUAUGAAGGCCCUUAUUAUAUAUGUAAAGACGUUGCCGCUGAGGAGGAAUGUAGAUAUUCAGGCCACUGCACAUUUGCUUAUUGCCAGGAGGAGAUAGAUGUCUGGACGCUGGAGCGGAAGGGGGCGUUCAGCAGAGAGGCUUUCUUUGGUGGCAAUGGAAAGAUCAGCUUUACCGUGUUCAAACUAUUCCAGGAGCAUCUUGGAGAAUUUAUAUUCCUCUGUGAGAAAUGUUUUGAUCAUAAGCCUAGAAUGAUAAGUAAAAGAAACAAAGAUAAUUCUACUUCAUGUUCUCAUCCGGUUACAAAGCAUGAAUUUGAAGACAAUAAGUGCCUUGUCCACAUUUUGCGAGAGACAACAGUCAAGUAUUCCAAAAUACGUUCUUUUCAUGGCCAGUGUCAGCUUGAUUUAUGCCGACAUGAGGUUCGAUAUGGCUGUUUAAGGGAAGACGAAUGCUUUUAUGCACAUAGUCUCGUAGAAUUGAAAGUCUGGAUAUUGCAAAGUGAAACAGGUAUCUCACACGAUGAUAUUGCCCAGGAAUCUAAACGAUACUGGCAAAAUUUGGAAGCAAAUGUACCUGGAGCUCAGGUACUUGGCAAUCAAAUAAUGCCUGGAUCCCUUAAUAUGAAGAUAAAAUUUGUAUGUGCUCAGUGUCUGAGAAAUGGCCAAGUCAUUGAACCAGACAAAAACAGAAAAUAUUGCAGUGCAAAAGCAAGGCAUUCGUGGACCAAAGAUCGUCGUGCGAUGAGAGUGAUGUCUAUUGAACGUAAGAAGUGGAUGAACAUCCGUCCUCUUCCCACAAAGAAACAAAUGCCUUUACAGUUUGAUCUGUGCAAUCAUAUUGCUUCUGGGAAAAAAUGUCAGUAUGUUGGAAACUGUUCCUUUGCUCACAGUCCUGAGGAACGAGAAGUGUGGACCUACAUGAAGGAGAACGGGAUACAAGAUAUGGAGCAGUUUUAUGAACUCUGGCUAAAGAGCCAAAAAAAUGAAAAAAGUGAUGAUGCAGCCAGUCAGUCCAGCAAAGAGAAUGGAAAGCAAAUCCACAUGCCGACGGAUUACGCGGAAGUUACUGUGGACUUUCACUGCUGGAUGUGCGGGAAGAACUGCAACAGUGAGAAGCAGUGGCAGGGCCACAUCUCCUCCGAGAAGCACAAAGAGAAGGUCUUCCACACCGAAGACGACCAGUACUGCUGGCAGCACCGCUUUCCCACGGGGUAUUUUAGUAUUUGUGAUAGGUAUAUGAAUGGUACCUGCACAGAAGGAAGCAGCUGUAAAUUUGCACACGGCAACGCUGAACUUCAUGAAUGGGAAGAGAGAAGAGACGCCCUAAAGAUGAAGCUCAACAAAGCACGAAAAGAUCACUUAAUUGCCCCCAACGAUAAUGACUUUGGAAAAUAUAGUUUUUUGUUUAAAGAUUUAAACUAA